Messenger RNA from Macrosiphum euphorbiae (potato aphid), 2037 nucleotides. The record is from the annotation of a GenBank genome assembly. NCBI's taxonomy places the organism in Eukaryota, Metazoa, Arthropoda, Insecta, Hemiptera, Aphididae.
AUGGAAAAACUGCUGAGACCCGAUCGUUUUGAAGCAGACCAAAAUUCACCCACAGCAGCCAAGGAGUGGUCUCAUUGGAAGAAAUUGUUCCAAAAUUAUAUUGCAGAGGCCAAACUAAAAGAGGAGGAUAAAUUAAAGGUACUCAUUAACUUUUUAAGCCACUCAGUGUAUGACCAUAUAAGCGACUGUAAAGAUUUCAGUGAUGCUAUUAAAAUUCUAGAUGGUAUUUAUAUAAAGCCUAAAAAUGAAAUAUUUGCCAGACAUCUAUUAGCCACAAAGAAACAACUGACAAGUGAAUCUAUUGACCAAUACUUGCAGUCUCUAAAGAUUUUAGCUAAGGAAUGUACAUUUAAAGCCGUUAGUCCCUCACAGUAUAAGGAUGAGUACAUAAGAGACGCAUUCAUUAAUGGUAUCAUGUCUAAUAGCAUCCGUCAACGUCUGUUAGAAAACGACGAACUAAGUCUAGAACGAGCAGUGAUGCAGUCACGAGCGCUAGAGAUGGCACAAAAGCAGUCUGAAGCCUACUCUAUGCCUGUAGAAUCUAUAAAUCAUGUAAAUACCGAAGCAGAAGACGAACAAUCUGAAUCAAUGAUCGCAGCCAUCCGACAAAAAUGUUUUUUUUGCGGGUAUGACCGGCAUCCGCGUAGCUCUUGUCCAGCUAGGGAAGCUGUGUGUAGGAAUUGUGAAAAGAAACACCCAUCUAUAGAAAAAGAAGCUUAUGCAAUUGUAGAGGCAUUAAGGAAAUGGAGACAUUUUUUAAUAGGGAGGCAGUUCAAACUUAUAACGGAUCAAGAAGCCGUAUCUUUUAUGUUUAACUUGAAACAUUCAAGUAAAAUUAAAAAUGAUAAAAUUAUUAGAUGGAGACUUGAGCUUUCUUGUUUUAGUUUUGACAUACAAUAUCGCCCAGGAAAGGAAAACACUGUUGCUGACACUUUCUCAAGAGUAUGCGCUGUUGUAAAUAACUCUAACAUGUUAUCUGAUUUACACAAAUCUCUAUGUCAUCCAGGUGUUACUAGAAUGUUCCACUGGAUCAAGAGUAAGAAUCUACCAUUUUCAAUUGAAGAUAUAAAGAAGUUGACCAGUAGCUGUAAUGUAUGUGCAGAAGUAAAACCAAGGUUCUACAAAAAACAAGAAGGUCAUCUUAUAAAAGCUACUUCACCAUUCGAGCGAUUGAAUAUUGAUUUCAAGGGACCGAUACCAUCUAAGACUGGAAAUAAUUAUAUCCUUACGAUCGUAGACGAGUUUUCACGCUUUCCUUUUGCCAUACCAUGCAGGGACCUGAGCUCAGCCACAGUGAUAAAGUGUCUGUCCUACCUAUUUUCUAUAUUUGGUAUGCCAGCAUAUAUUCAUUCAGAUCGAGGAGCAGCUUUUCUCUCUCAAGAGCUCACAACUUUCCUGUGUACCCGAGGCAUUGCCACUAGCCGUACAACGCCCUAUAAUCCCGCAGGGAAUGGUCAGGUCGAACGGUAUAACGGAAUUAUCUGGAAGACUGUCCAGUUGGCUAUAAAAACAAGAGGAUUGAAAUUAGAACAGUGGGAAGCUGUAAUAGCUGAUGCCUUACAUUCCAUUCGGUCUUUGCUGUGUACUGCUACCAAUUGUACACCACACGAACGAUUUUUCGCUCAUCCUCGGCGCUCUUCAAAUGGUGGAACACUUCCGUCAUGGCUCAGCUGCCCCGGGAAAGUCUUCAUAAAGAAACAUGUACGUGCUUCAAAGUACGAGCCAUUAGUGGAAGAAGUGGAUUUAGUCGAAGUAAAUCCUGAAUACGCUUUAGUACGCUAUGAAAAUGGUAGAGAGUCAAAUGUUUCGUUAAGAGAUCUAGCACCUGUGGGUGACAGAACAUUAUAUGAAGAACCUUCAGACAGAAUAGAUCCAAAAACAACACUUCAAGACACUCCAACCACAAGUGAGCCAAAGGAAGAGAUGAUUCAAACAGAUGCUAGUACAGAAGGAACAUCAAAUGAACUUGAUGGACCUCGGAGAACCACCAGAAAUAAAUCAACCCCUAAAUACUUAAAAGACUAUGUCACUAAUUAA